AUGACCCAGAGACAUGGAGCUGCUUUCUCCGGCAGCGGCUGCGAUCGGCUUCAGAGAGCGGCGCUCAGAGCCGGGGUGUGGGAGCCUCGCUGGGAGAAAGGAGCGGAGAGAAUUUACAAGUGCGGGAUACAGAUACUCAGGGAGUUCGUGACUCAAGAGACUUGCCAACUGCUGGUUGGGAAGACGAUUGGUCAGCCAGAGAGUCAAAGGUCAGGGAGGUCGGGAGCCUUCAAUAAAUCCUGCCGCCAGCUUCUGGCAACAAAUGGCCACAAACCGAUCAAAGGUGAAAGUGACGGUGAACCAGACAGAGCAGUCAGUGGCUGCAUAAAGCAGGACGGCGUGGAUAUUACACACGGGGACGAAGUACAGGAAAUAAAACUGUUCCAGAUAAACAAUGGGAAUGUGUCUCAGGAUCAGGUCAAGGAUAAUGACCAGGAGAUCCGCCGCUGCCAUGGCCCCCAGGUAUCUGUGUUACCUGUUUGGAUACAGGAUUGGCUGGCCAGCAGAAGACAGCAAGUGGUAGCGGAAGGAAAAUAUUCUGCCUGGAAGUCUGUGAAUCCCAGCAGUGUGGAAACAAGCCCUUCGGCCCAACAAGUAAAUACCAACUUUCCAAAGAGUAACCUUCCCAGUUACCUUACAGUUACCACUGACUAGUGCACCUAAAGUAGAAAUCGCGGAACACGAUGGACUAUUUGACCAAUCCACUUGAAUUAUACAGCUUUGGGCUGUGGGAGGAAACGGGAGCACCCAUCAGAAACUCACACAGACAAGGGGAGAAGAUCCAAACUCCACACAGAUAGUCGCCUGAGGCUGGAAUUGAACUCACGUCUCCCUGAUGCUGUGAUGGAACAGUGCGAACUACUGAGCCACUGUGCUAACCUGGAACCUCCUGCCAGCCUAAUGCAAAGGGAAUUCAGCCAAAUCCAACUCUCCCAGGAUAAAAUCCCAUUGCUAGCAGCUGUGUGAGUGGAAUACCUUCAGAAGCAGAAUAACAUUUUGGAGAAUCUCACAAUUUUUCCUUUUGUCAUGAGUUACACUAAUAUUUGGAUAAGGUUCUUUCAACGUGAAAUUGCACAGGUGUGUGUGUGUGUGUGUGUGUGUGUGUGUGUGUGUGUGUGUGUGUGUGUGUGUGUGUGUGUGUGUGUGUGUGUGUGUGUGUGUGUGUGUGUGUGUGUGUGUGUGUGUCAGUGGUUUUAGAAUGGGAAAUAUCGAGUCUUUAUUUGCAAUACGCAAACAGUUUGCCAUCCAUCUUUCCAUCAUAGGUGAAGUAACAUUGCUCUGGAUCGUAAACGUGUUGUUUUAGCAGAUUACAGACACUAGCCUGACUUGUUCCUAAAACUGACCGUGACCCAGU
Molecule: messenger RNA, 1354 nt
Organism: Hemiscyllium ocellatum (epaulette shark)
Lineage: Eukaryota; Metazoa; Chordata; Chondrichthyes; Orectolobiformes; Hemiscylliidae
Exons: 6
Coding region: 1-654 (217 amino acids)
Source: RefSeq, a predicted model, not a curated record